Messenger RNA from Scophthalmus maximus (turbot), 1462 nucleotides. Its product is annotated as ribonucleoside-diphosphate reductase subunit M2. Gene Ontology annotation, biological process: deoxyribonucleotide biosynthetic process. NCBI's taxonomy places the organism in Eukaryota, Metazoa, Chordata, Actinopteri, Pleuronectiformes, Scophthalmidae. Gene Ontology annotation, molecular function: ribonucleoside-diphosphate reductase activity, thioredoxin disulfide as acceptor. The coding region runs from base 48 to 1205 and encodes 385 amino acids. Gene Ontology annotation, cellular component: cytosol. The record is from RefSeq and is a predicted model, not a curated record. The transcript has 10 exons.
GUCGGUUCUUCUGUUCGGCUCCAGUCGGUUCUUCUGCUGCAGUCAAGAUGCUUUCUGCUCGCUCGGCUCUGUCCGUCAGGAACGAGAACUCCCUGUGCAGUCAAAUCGACAACAUGGCGCUGGACAAAGAGAACACGCCUCCGAGUCUGAACAAGUCCCGCGUCCUGGCGGCGAAAACCGCGCGAAAAAUCUUCGCUGAUGCGCCCGGAGUCGUGAAGAAGAGCGGCAGCGGCGAGGAGGAGGAGCCUCUGCUAAAGGAAAACCCUCGACGUUUCGUCAUCUUCCCCAUCCAGUACCACGACAUCUGGCAAAUGUACAAGAAGGCUGAGGCCUCGUUCUGGACCGCAGAGGAGGUGGACCUGUCGAAGGACCUGCAGCACUGGGAGACUCUGAAGGACGAGGAGCGGUACUUCAUCUCUCACGUGUUGGCCUUCUUCGCCGCCAGCGACGGGAUUGUCAACGAGAACCUGGUGGAGCGCUUCACGCAGGAGGUGCAGGUGACGGAGGCCCGGUGUUUCUAUGGUUUCCAGAUCGCCAUGGAGAACAUCCACUCUGAGAUGUACAGUCUCCUCAUCAACACCUACAUCAAGGAGUCCACAGAGAGGGAAUACCUGUUCAAUGCCAUCGAGACUCUACCGUGUGUGAAGAAGAAGGCCGACUGGGCGAUCAACUGGAUCGGCAACAAGAACGCCGCCUUCGGAGAGCGUGUGGUGGCCUUCGCCGCCGUGGAGGGAAUCUUCUUCUCCGGGUCGUUUGCCGCGAUCUUCUGGCUGAAGAAGAGAGGCCUGAUGCCCGGCCUGACCUUCUCCAACGAGCUCAUCAGCAGAGACGAGGGUCUGCACUGUGACUUCGCCUGUCUUAUGUUCAAACACCUGCUGAACAAACCGUCCAGAGAAACUGUCACCAAGAUCAUCAAGAACGCCGUGGCCAUCGAGCAGGAGUUCCUGACCGAGGCUCUGCCCGUGAAGCUGAUAGGGAUGAACUGUGACAUGAUGAAGACGUACAUCGAGUUCGUCGCCGACAGACUGAUGGUGGAGCUCGGCUUCGCCAAGAUCUUCCGGGUGGAGAACCCCUUCGACUUCAUGGAAAACAUUUCUCUGGAGGGAAAGACCAACUUCUUUGAGAAGCGAGUGGGCGAGUACCAGAGGAUGGGCGUGAUGUCUGGGACCACGGACAACACCUUCAGGCUGGACGCCGACUUCUGAGGACGGAGGCGGACCGGACCCCACAGGGGGGGAACACAUGGACAUUGUAUAGGAUGUAAAUUUUAAUGUCUCGGGUUCACAGAUCAGCCGAUCACAAUGGUCAAUGAUUUUUUUAAAAUCCUUUCACUAAUGACAGAUUGAAGCUGCUUUUAUAUUUUAUUGCUUUAUUAGUCUUUUAAAUUGUUUUUUUUAUUUUACUUUAGCAAAUUGUACAGUUGAGUGUUUUUGUAUUAAAAAAGAAUUUACUUCUUACAAAA